AUGUUUUACCGUUUCGGUACUUUCCAAAAUAUUGGGCUAUUAGAAAAUAACCCAUUUUUGUCAACCUUUACCGUAAUGGCGGCGUAUUUUCCCGACGUCGAACAGCCGGAUUUUAUAAUUUCGAUAAAUACCGGCGAAUCGAGACCGAAAACGGCGAACCCGUAUCCGGACGAAAUUCGCAAUAUUUGGAAAAACGGCGCUUUUCCCAAAUUUUAUUACCUUUUUUUAAAAAAAUAA
Pyricularia pennisetigena is the source of this 237-nucleotide messenger RNA. RefSeq lists its product as uncharacterized. Bases 1 to 237 code for a protein of 78 amino acids. Lineage: Eukaryota; Fungi; Ascomycota; Sordariomycetes; Magnaporthales; Pyriculariaceae. The transcript is spliced from 2 exons. The record is from RefSeq and is a predicted model, not a curated record.